UUUCACACAUCUGUUCCCUCUCACACAUUGCGUGAGGCAUCUUUAGCAUCUCUUCCUCCUGAGAACAGGAAGACAGAAAGUGUGCAGGAGAUACAGAGUAAGCCCAGGGAUGCCACAGACUGAGAGUGAGAGGUUGAAGAGUGGGCGGCUGAACAGUGGUAGACAGCAGCAGCAGCGAGAUCGGCGGGGUGAACACGGAGAAGAGCCAGACACACGUACCAAGCCAAAUGAUUCUGUCUCACCUCGGCUCUAUGCUCGUACCUCUGUUACUCAGAUGGGUUUCCCAUUGAUGAUUGGACCUGGUGGUCCACUUAUGGCCUCAUCUCAGCUCCAGAACAUACUGUUACAGCAGUGUUCCAGUGAGGAGGAGGGGAGACCUUUCCUGCAGCGGGUGUCUCGGUGCCCCCAGUUGAGCCAGCACAGACCCUCUGUCCUACGCCAGGCUGUCCUAGCUGCCCACGUACGACCACAGGCGGCUGGUUCAGCUCAACCCAUAUCACCGUGCAAGGUGGAGGUGGACACAGGGAGCCGUGGACAGUCCUCCCCCCCACACUCUGAGCACUCUCCAGGGCCCACUCGUCACCCCUCUCCCCUGAGGAGAGCCAAUCCUAAGCAGAGCUCCAUCAUCACCAGGCAUCAUGAGCCAGGUCACCCAACCCUACGGAGCUCCAGUGCUCUGUUUCUCAACGGACUCUGCUGCUGGCCAGGCUGCGAUGCGGUAUUUGAAGAAUUUCCACGUUUUUUGAAACACCUCCACUCUGACCACGGCCAUGGAGACAGAAGCAUUGCACAGUGGAGGGUACAACAAGACAUGGUGCAAUACAUGGAGACCCAGCUGACUGUGGAAAAACAGAAACUCUUUUCAAUGCAACUCCAUCUGCACCUGUCUGAACACAAAUCAACUGACAUGAAGGCAGGUUCAGAUUGGCCCUACAGCCACAGCCUGGCACUAGUCCUGCCCCAGAACCCAUCCCCGGCCCUGGCAGCAGAUGGAGUGCCACGCUGCUCCACUAAAGAGCCAGAGGAGCUGGCACAGCAUGAGCAUUGGCCCGCUGCCGCUCCCCACCAUCUACUCCCAGAUCUUGUCCCGAGUGUUGAGUGUUACAAAUACAGCAACAUCCGGCCUCCGUACACCUACGCCUGCCUGAUAAGAUGGUCUAUCCUGGAGUCUCCAGACAAGCAGCGCUCUCUGAAUGACAUCUACAACUGGUUCACCACAAUGUUCUUCUACUUCCGACACAACACGGCCACGUGGAAGAACGCUGUCCGUCAUAAUCUUAGCCUCCACAAGUGUUUUGUGCGAGUGGAGGGAGGCAAGGGGGCUGUCUGGACAGUGGAUGAAAUGGAAUAUCAAAGGAGAAAGGGACAAAAAUAUCACAGGGAUCAUCAUGUGAAAUGGUUGGCACCCUUCUCCUUAUUCCGUCCAGAGGAACCUUGAACAUAGCCAUCCCUUCAGUGAAUGAAAAACUACAGGAAAAGGAAGUCACCAGGACCUAUAACUGAAUCAGGUAUAUUAUAACAGGGCUGGACCAAAAGCCUCCAUAUUAGUUCUCCAGGCGGAGGGUUGACCAGUCCUGGUCUACAGUAUCUACAGCACCCAGCACCACCUUCUUUGUUCAGCAGCAGAUGGUGCUAUAAUACAUAGCAUAGCCCCGGACUCUUUUGCCUCUCUAGACUGAUUAUGAAGAAGUGUGCAUGGCUGGAAUGGCAAUAUAUUCUGCAGCCUUUGAAAUAAAAAUAUACACUUAAAAGUUAUUUGUCAAUAAAACCACAGUGAAAAGGUGAACAAUCAUUUUGUUUUGUAGUGUUGGCUACACAUGUGUUACAGCAAGCAAGUACAAAUUGGACAUUCUGUCAAAAAUUCAUAAAAUAAUUAAUAAAAUUAAUAUUUGAAUGUAUCUCUGA
Oncorhynchus tshawytscha (Chinook salmon) is the source of this 1905-nucleotide messenger RNA. It is a transcript of the gene foxp3b, whose product is annotated as forkhead box P3b. Gene Ontology annotation, cellular component: nucleus. The record is from RefSeq and is a predicted model, not a curated record. NCBI's taxonomy places the organism in Eukaryota, Metazoa, Chordata, Actinopteri, Salmoniformes, Salmonidae. Bases 110 to 1438 code for a protein of 442 amino acids. Gene Ontology annotation, biological process: regulation of transcription by RNA polymerase II. Gene Ontology annotation, molecular function: RNA polymerase II cis-regulatory region sequence-specific DNA binding; DNA-binding transcription repressor activity, RNA polymerase II-specific. The transcript is spliced from 14 exons.